This is a messenger RNA of Eimeria maxima, 2565 nucleotides long. Its product is annotated as RNA polymerase Rpb3/Rpb11 dimerisation domain-containing protein, putative. Gene Ontology annotation, biological process: DNA-templated transcription. The transcript has 11 exons. NCBI's taxonomy places the organism in Eukaryota, Apicomplexa, Conoidasida, Eucoccidiorida, Eimeriidae. The record is from RefSeq and is a predicted model, not a curated record. Gene Ontology annotation, molecular function: protein dimerization activity. The coding region runs from base 1 to 2565 and encodes 854 amino acids.
AUGCGGCUCAAAGGGGCAGCAGCAUUCUUUUACUUCUGCUGCUGCUGCUGCUGCUGCAAUGGCGAGCUGCUGCUGGGCAGCAGCAGCCGCAGCAGCUGGUCACUGUCAUGGAAGCAGAAUUCAGCAGCAGCAGCAGCAGUAAAGUCUAAGUCUCCCGCUUUUCUGCUGUCGCCACACUCAGCAGCAGCAGCAACAACAACAACAGCAGCAGAAGCAGCACGACAGCAGCAAAGGCCAAUAUACUUCCGUCAAUAUGCCUCAGCAAGUGACACAGGGGAUACUACAGAUACAAGAAGCAGCAACAGCAAGAGCAGCAGCAGAAAAAGCAGCAAGAGCAGCAGCAGCAGCAAGAAUGCCCGCACAGCCUCCAGCAGAUCUUCCCGCAGCAGCAGCAGCAGCAGCAGCAGCAGCAAACGGGGAGUCCGGGGCAGUAAAGGUAGCGCUGCUACCACUCCCCCUCCCCCUCCCACCAGCAGCAGCAGCAGCAUCAGCAACGACACCAGCAGCAACAACGACACCACCAGCAGCAUUAACGACAGCAGCAGCAGCAGCAACGACAACAGCAGCAGCAACGACAACAGCAGCAGCAGCAGCAGCAGCAGCAGCAGCGAGAAAUUGUCUACAACAUUAUAUCGUCGUGGGUGCUGGGAGGAUUUCGGUAUACCAACAGUUCCUAAUAUUCGUACUAUAAGACCUCUUGAAGAACCACCACUUCCUCGUCUACCAUUAAAGUAUUGGAGCGAGACUCGUUGUAUUUCAUCGGAUUGGCGUCAUUAUCCUCUAUAUAUGGAGUUAUUUAACCAAACUGUCUUAGACCCUGCAAUUUAUAACAUUCCCGAGCCCAGCAGCAGCAGCAGCGACAGCAGCAGCAGCGACGGCAGCAGCGACAGCAGCAGCAGCGACAGCAGCAGCAGCAGCAAGAAAGAUGAAGGAAUAUUUCCUCCUAUUCAGCUACGAGGAGAUUGGGAACCAGAAAGAGAUCGUCUUGGUCUUGGAUAUGGAGAUGCCCGUAUCUUCGAGGAUUGGCCUUCUUGGGACCCUACAUUUACUCUGCAAGUGACAGAAGCAACAAACCUCACCAUUGUUCCCCAGACGGGUGAAUACUAUCAAAAAUUAUAUAUAGGCCCAUUGCCAUUAGGAGGAGGAUGGACAUUAGGCUCAUUAAUAAAAAGUUUUGCCUUACAUCGUGGUCCUGGGCAUGCAGUAACUGGGGUGUAUCUGCACCAUCCAGAUACUCAUGAUGCUGCCGCUGCUGCUGCUGCUGCUGGAGGGGAGGGUGGCAGCAGCAGCAGGAAGGAGCAUCAUGGAAUAGCUGAAAGAAGAGAAGCAAUUGCUGCUCUACAGGCUGCUGCAGCACCAAAGGAAACAGCAGCAGCAGCAGCAGCGGCAGCAGAAGCAGCAGCACCGGAGAGGACCCGAUGCGGCAGGUAUCAAGGGGCACAUUCUGUACCAGGGAUGAGGGAGGAUCUUAUAGAGCUUGCUCUUAAUCUUAAAGGGGGUUUGUGUACAGUUGGCGUUACGUUCGUCUAUUCCCUUCCUACGUACACGAAUAAGAGCCUCUACCGUGAAGAGGAAGGGUUUACCUACCGCCUAUUCAAACGCAAACACUUAUCGCCCCCUCCUGUCAAACAGCAGCAGCAGCAGCAGCAGCAAGUGCAGCAGCAGCAAAUGCAGCAGCAGCAGGAGCUGGAGAUGUACCCAACCAGCUGCUGCUUCAGCCCCUGCCAUAGAAUGCGUAUUGCUGUCCACAAGCUCAUGGGCACGCGUUGGUGUCACGAGCGUAUGGAGUGUCCUGAUCCUAAGGAGCAACUAGUAGUAGAGAUUUGGUCUUCUCCUAAGAAUACCCCCAAGGAGGUGUUGCUGCAUGCAUUAUUAGAGAUAGAAGAAGCAACAAAGGCAGCAAAAAGACAAUUAGAAGAAAAUAAUAAUUAUGAGGAAGAAGAAAGGAUGCUUAAAGAGGGUUGGGAGAAAAUAUCUAAACACCGAGAAGAAGAAAGACAACAAGAAAUAAAGGGGGGGCCCCCUCUCUAUAUCUUGGGGCCCCGAGGUCAACUGUUGCCUGCAAGCCCUGAUGAGGAAUCUAAACCCUCGUUUCCUAUGACUGCUCCUCCGCCUCCUGAACUGCUCCCUGAAGCCUGGCUGCGGCAACAACUGCAGCAGCAGCAGCAGCCCGAGCAGCAGCAAGACCAGCAGCAGGAAGCUGGCCAGCAACACGAGCAGCAGGAGCAUCAACAGGAGCAGCAGGGAGAGCAACAGCAAGAGCAGAAGGAAGAACAGACGCAAGAGCAGCAGCUGAUGCAGCAACUGCAGCAGCUGCAGCAACAGGUGCAGCAGCAGCAGCAAGAACAGGCAGGAGGCAACCCUGAUGAUGUGCUGCUGGAGGAUUUAGGUUUGCCUCCACAGGCUCUAAAGGGUCUCCAUGAGUGCGAAGUACGUACACUGGGAGAUGUCAGCCUUUACUCAAUGCAGCAGCUGCUGCGUAUCCCUGGGGUUACUGUUGGAGCAGCAACUUUGCUGCAGCAGCUGCUGGAGCACCGCUUUGAUAGGGAACUAGCCCCUGACUAA